UAACUCAUAUAUCUCUCCAUUAAUUGCGCGUCUACAUAUUUAUAAUUAAGUUUGAUAACAUGAUUGAUUUAUUUAUUUUUAAAAAAAUACGCACAAAAAGCUGAUAAGCAUAGAUAAUUAUGGGGUUUGUGAUGUCAAUUUAUAAGGCCCACACAAUUUGUCGGAAAUUGAUUUGUGGCCUGAGACCGUGGGAUUGUACAAGUUGUUGUAGUAGCUAAGGUGUGUCGUGUGUGUACAGACUCACUGAAAUGAUAAUUUAUGGAGUAUUUGAUAGUAUAAUUAUAGGUUUAUCGGAAAAUAAAGUGAAAGUGAUAGGUUAUCAAAUGUGUUGAGCAUAGGCAUGGAGCAUCCAACGGUUGAGGAAUAGCCAUCCGCGGAAACUUGGAGCCGCUAUUGCCCAAUACUUGGGAAUCUAACCUAACCACGCACUCACGCACCCAAUCCCAAUCUCUCUCUCUCCGCACACCACCCCCUCAACCCAGCUAACUCAACUCUAGUUAACCACUCAAAAACUUCAACCCCACUCUUCCCCUUUCCUAUGCCUCCACUUCCUCUACCACUUUUAUAUAUAUCCAUUCUCAUUGCUUCUCUGCAAUCCUAUUACUCUCUCUCUCUCUCUCUCAGAAGCCAAAGGCCAAAGAAGCCAUCCAUCAAAGCUGUGUGAGCUGGAAUCGGAGAAGGUCCUGAUCUAUAGAGCUAAGUGAAUAGAAAUAUGAGUUGCAAUGGAUGCCGCGUGCUUCGAAAAGGGUGCAGCGAAACCUGUAUUCUAAGACCUUGUUUGCAGUGGAUCGAGAGCACCGAGGCACAAGGCCACGCCACCGUCUUCGUCGCCAAGUUCUUCGGCCGCGCCGGCCUCAUGUCCUUCAUCUCCGCCGUCCCUGAAACGCAGAGGCCUGCUCUCUUUCAGUCGUUGCUGUUCGAAGCAGCCGGGAGGACCGUCAAUCCGGUCAAUGGGGCGGUGGGCCUUCUGGGCACCGGCAACUGGCACGUCUGCCAGGCGGCCGUCGAGACCGUACUCCGCGGCGGCGCCUUGAAGCCGAUUCCGGAGCUCCUCGGCGGAGAGUCGGCGCCCGACGACGCCUCCGACUGCACCGACAUGUUCCGCCUCCAGCAUCAUGCCUGUCCUAGCUCGAAACGGCGCCGUUUGCCCGAUGAGCCGCCCAAAGUCAUGCAGUUGGCCGAUCUUGAUCUCAGUUUGACGCCCGGCAAGAAGGGCGGCGCUUUGCCGGAGAAGCGGCGGCUCGGCAGCCCCUCCAUGAAUUCCGAAGGAUCUGUCACCACCACUUGUACCGGAGAUUGUCGAGCAAAUGAAUUGAAGUUGUUGAAUUUGUUUAAUUAAAUUACUAGGCGAGGAGGGGAGAGAAUAUUUUUGCUAGGUUUAUUUUUGUUUUCCAUUUUGAAGUCGUCGGCGCAAGAUUUCCAACUUUUCCUUGUUGAUUAUGUGUACAAGGAAAAAGUAGGGGAAAAUGAAUGUAUUGCCAACGAUUAUUCGCUUCCUUAUCUGUAAUUGCUCACUCAUCUUCUUCUAUUUUCUGCGUCCAAUGACUGUUGGAAUUUGAAUAAUUGAGUUGCUUUUAGCUUUUUCUA
This is a messenger RNA of Salvia miltiorrhiza (redroot sage), 1587 nucleotides long. Its product is annotated as LOB domain-containing protein 38-like. Bases 713 to 1339 code for a protein of 208 amino acids. NCBI's taxonomy places the organism in Eukaryota, Viridiplantae, Streptophyta, Magnoliopsida, Lamiales, Lamiaceae. The record is from RefSeq and is a predicted model, not a curated record. Gene Ontology annotation, biological process: regulation of gene expression. The transcript has 2 exons.